UCACAUUGUCGGUUAUUAAGCAGUAUUAGAGAGGUAGUAUUUCACAGGGCACACAAAAAAUAAUUAAGAGGGAGAAGGAGGAAAUUAAACGACAAGAUGGGGAUAGUGGAGGAAGCUCACAACGUGAGAGUAUUGGGAUCGGGUGAUAAGUAUAUAGUUUUGGCUCACGGAUUUGGCACGGAUCAGUCUGUGUGGAAACACUUUGUACCUCAUCUCAUCGACGAUUUUCGUGUCAUUAUCUUCGAUAACAUGGGUGCGGGUACCACUAACCCUGAUUAUUUCGAUUUUGAGCGCUACUCGAGCUUAGAAGGCUAUGCGUAUGAUUUGCUUGCCAUUUUGGAAGAGCUACGCAUUGAUUCCUGCAUCUUUGUUGGUCACUCUGUUUCAGCAAUGAUCGGUGCUGUUGCUUCUAUUACUCGCCCCGAUCUCUUCGCCAAGCUCAUCAUGGUUUCUGCUUCCCCCAGGUAUUUGAACGACGUGAAUUACUAUGGAGGAUUUGAGCAGGAAGAUCUGAACCAAUUAUUCAAUGCUAUGGCAGCCAAUUACAAAGCAUGGUGCUUAGGGUUUGCUCCGUUGGCUGUGGGCGGGGACAUGGAGUCGGUGGCUGUGCAGGAAUUUAGUCGAACCUUGUUCAAUAUGAGGCCAGACAUAGCGCUACUCGUGUCACGGACCAUUUUUCAAAGCGAUAUGAGGCAGAUUUUGAGCCUCGUCACUGUCCCGUGUCAUAUCUUACAAGCUAAGAAAGAUAUGGCGGUUCCGGUGGUGGUCUCAGAGUACCUCCACCAGCAUCUCGGGGGUAAGUCCAUCGUGGAUGUCAUUGCAACAGAUGGUCAUUUACCGCAAUUAAGCUCGCCGGAUAUUGUUAUUCCGGUGCUGCUCAAACACAUUCGUCUUGAUAUUGAGGCGAGAACGUAAUCAGUGACGUGAUUCCAUUAUUGUUGGCUUAAAAAAACACAGAAUCGCCCUCUCUUUUUAUUUGUUAUGUAAAAGAACAAGGGCAAUGGGUGGAAUUGGUUGCCUUCAACUGUUUAUUUCUUCUCUUAUUCUUCGCUCCCACGAUAAUUUAUUCCUUUCUUAUUGUUAGCUUUGCCGGGGAUUCUAACUAGGCCAAGAAAGGAAUCGAAAUUGGUACCUUUGUUGUUUGAUUAAUUUAGGUUUAUUAUUAUUUUG
This is a messenger RNA of Gastrolobium bilobum, 1170 nucleotides long. RefSeq names its product probable esterase KAI2. The record is from RefSeq and is a predicted model, not a curated record. NCBI's taxonomy places the organism in Eukaryota, Viridiplantae, Streptophyta, Magnoliopsida, Fabales, Fabaceae. Bases 97 to 915 code for a protein of 272 amino acids. Gene Ontology annotation, biological process: response to karrikin. The transcript has 2 exons.